Molecule: messenger RNA, 1198 nt
Organism: Polypterus senegalus (gray bichir)
Lineage: Eukaryota; Metazoa; Chordata; Cladistia; Polypteriformes; Polypteridae
Product: killer cell lectin-like receptor subfamily B member 1B allele A
Exons: 7
Coding region: 275-733 (152 amino acids)
Source: RefSeq, a predicted model, not a curated record
AGCUUGACUCUGUUGGGGUUAUUGCUGUUUCAUGAAUUGUCAGAUUAGCAUUGCUGAAAGUCACCUGUUGUGAUGAAUUUCUAUUAAUGAGCAGAGAGAUACAGUAACUUCAAGUCAACACCAGUUAGGAGCAGAGAAGAGAAAUAAACGAAAGCAUGAAGGAGCAACUCGUGCUGCACUUGCAGCUAAGGAAGGAAAAAGGAGAUACUGGAUAACUUGUGGUGUGGCUGCUUGCUUCCUAGUGGCAUCUGGAAUAACAAUCACAAUUCUGGCCAUGAAAGUUUCUGAAGGAGAUCACACACAGCAAACUGAAUCAAUUUCUGAAGGAGAUCACACACAGCAAACUGAAUCAAAUAAAUCCUAUAAAUGCUGUCCUGAUCUGUGGAUUAAAUGCAGAAUGAACUGCUACUACUUCUCUAUGAAUAAAACAACAUGGGAGAGAAGCAGCUCAAAGUGUGAGUCUAAUGGAAGUCAGCUGGCUGUGGCAGAGGAUGAGGAGGAGUUGGAUUUUCUCAUUGACUAUUGCAGAUCUUAUUUGACUUUCUGGAUUGGACUCAAGAGAAACCCUGAAGAGGCCUGGACUUGGAUUAAUGAGCAGCUUUUCAAUCUCACCUGGAAGACCCAAGUUAAAGAAAAUGACGGAGACUGUGCCUACGUGGGCAAGCAGUCUGUUCAAAGUAAGAGCUGCAGCACAGACCUUCAUUGGGUUUGUAAGAAGCCAUUAGAACACUGAGAGUGAAUCUUUACUCACCUUUGCCUUUUAACAAGUUCCAGAAUUAGUGGGAGUAUGGAAGUCAUCUACAGUUUUUUUUUUAACUUUGUAAAAUUUUUUGUAAAGGAGUCUGACUUGUAUUAACAAUCAAGAUGAAACAUCAGGCACUUCAAACUUAAUAAGCUCUAACAAGUUAGGUUACCAGCAGUACAGCAAAAGAACAGCCGAGAAAUCAAAGAAUUACAAGGAGGCAGCUGGCAUGACACACAUUAAUACCCAUCUGUGGCUAUCAGUGAUGAAAGAGAAAAGAUUUCUGGCCUUCGUUUGUACAUAAAUAAGAAGAGUUAGCUGAACUGACUGGACAUUACUGGGCUGUGCUGGGAGGUGACCACCUUCUUUUUAAUGGUCUACUUUUCUUUGCUUUUCUUCCACUGAGCCCUUUAAGGGUCUUGUUUUUAACUUUUCACCCUGCAUACAUUUUUGCAU